AUGUUUCUACAUGCUGGUGCUAGCCUUCACGGCCACGAAUACUCGUCAAAUCGGUCAUCUACACAAGCACCCAAAGGGCCAAUGCCUUUCCUCCGCUCUGCGCUUCGACGAACGUCGGAUGCCGAUAGAACAACAAGGCCCAUGUCAGCAAUUAUCACAUCAUCACCACAACCUCGACCUCAACCUCAACCUCAACCUCGACCAACAUCAUAUCAUGAGAAAGCAGCUCCCAUAACUACGGUGACACCAAUACGUCGAACCUCUCGCCCCAGGCCUAAGUCUGAGUACAUCCCUCGACGAGAUCUCUCCGUUCGCUUCCUCGAACCCGAGACCGAUGACGAACUCCCACCUUCAGAGAUUCAAAGCGAAGAUGAAGGCUCAGCUGCCUGUUCGGAAAUAAGUGACCUCAGUGAUUCCUCCACGACUCCUCGAAGAAGGAGAAGGAAGCGCACGUUCAGACGGUCUACACAAUUUCUUCUUGCACAUCCGGCUCCUCGACCAGGAGCCAAGCAACGCCGGCUAGUCCAGCGCCCACGACUUCUCCUUCAACUACAGGAGCUUGGCGAAAAGCGACCCAUUCCUGCAUUUGAUGUGGUUCCAUCCAGCCUCAUCACAGGCUCCCAAAUUGUGCCUCGCAUGGCGAAACGUUGCCCUCACCUGUUCCGUACGAAGCCAGCGCUAGGCCCUAAUGAUCUUCUUAUCGUCCGCAGUGAGGACUACGAUACGCCAGCAUCUCCAGGAUCUCUUGACGCCGAAGACUCGCUAGACCAAAGAGAUGUUGUUGCAGUUAUCAGUCCUCUUUCUCAAAUGGGUGAUGAAUCAGCCGAGAUAGUAAUGGAGGAUGGAUCAACAUGGGAAUCAAGCUUGAUGGCCAACGGGUCGUAUGAAUUUCUUGGUGUUGAUGAGCGCGGUCGGAUCAGCACAGCGCGCUGGGUCAGGAAGACAUCGACGCCAACGUCUCCCAUGCCCAGGAACAAUGGCGAACAAACACCUCCACCGAGCCCGAUGCCGGCGGAAGUCAAAUGGACAUUCAGUAUGAUACACCCCGAUACGCGAAGACAUCCUAUCAUGGGGUCCCUUAUGUCAAAUACGCUGGACGUAUUCGAUACUUAUAAUACCAUGUCGACCUCAAGCGGUCGCUAUCCUCCUACUCGAAAUACCCCACUGGAUCCCAAGCUUGCCAGCGACUGGAUUGUCUCCAACCCACCUGAAAUCCAAUCACGAUUGACAAAGGUGGUUCCGGAAGACAUUAAACUAUUGAUGGUGGCAACCGCCUCUUGGAUCAACCUCCGACAGAAUGGGUGGCCAGUGUCGGGAAUUUGCAGAGCAUCUUCCACAUUGCAGAAACGCACACUCAGCAAUGGUGGGCAGCAGAGAGCUCAGACUUUCCCUGCUCGUCCCAGUCUUUCUCUUGUUAAUCCUUCUCAUCAAUUACCACGCACCAACACAAGUCCGGCAGGCAGUUCUGUGGACAGUUCCUCUUCAGAUAUUCCCAACCGUCGAAGGUCGGUAUCCUAUAAUGCUGGGUUUGUCAAGAGGUUCGUGGUGCCUCGUGUUAGUGAGGAAGGGCGACCGCCGCUUGAGACUCUUGAUCUCAAGCAAGACAGACCACCAACGAGACGCGUGAGCAUUACUAUGAGAAAUUUCGCAGAUAAAAUUUUCCGCAGGAGGAGCAACUCCCACGCGCAGGCUGAAGAUGCCUUCACUUCUAAGUUAGAAUAUUGA
Molecule: messenger RNA, 1725 nt
Organism: Fusarium sp. VM40
Lineage: Eukaryota; Fungi; Ascomycota; Sordariomycetes; Hypocreales; Nectriaceae
Source: the annotation of a GenBank genome assembly